Molecule: messenger RNA, 849 nt
Organism: Penicillium atrosanguineum
Lineage: Eukaryota; Fungi; Ascomycota; Eurotiomycetes; Eurotiales; Aspergillaceae
Exons: 3
Coding region: 1-849 (282 amino acids)
Source: RefSeq, a predicted model, not a curated record
AUGCGGUCCUUCAUCUUCUCAUUUUUGUUUACGGUGUUGUUGCUAGGCACUGUGGCCUCGGCCUGGCCGUGGGGUUCCCAUGGGGAAGUCGUCGUUCGUGAUGCACUUUUAGACAGGCGCGCAGAAUCAACCACGACCGAAACUGGAACCACUGACACCGCAACUACCUCUACGGGCACCUCAGCCUCCGGUACUACCGAUACAACAACCACCGAUACAGCGACUACCGACACUGCAACUACGGGCAAGUCCACCGACACGAAAACAGACACCAAGACGAAGACGAAUACAAAGUCCACCACCUCCACCUCGAUCUCUAUCGACCCUGCUGCCGCUGCGGGAGGUAUCUCGAUGCUCACCCCGUCUGCGUUAUCGACCACGUACUACAAGAUCGGACAGGAUAUCACCUUUGUGUGGAACUACACUUCGCUCAGUGUGACUCCCACUGCCGUCGACGUCGUUGCCUCCUGCAGUGCCAACGCCCAGGUCUACACCCUCACCUCAAACAUGAGUGCCAAGGCCACCGGAACCUACAUCUGGGAUACCGGAAAAUACCAGUCGUCUGCCACUAUCCCAUUAUUGACGGCUACUUACACACUUUUCGUCUAUGAUGCGAGCAAAGCCCUCACCGACACCGCCAGUGCUGGCUACCUGAGUUCUAAUCAGGGUUACAGCUUUGGCAUGUACAGUCCCCAGCCUUACACUCCUCUGGGUGAAUUCAAAUGUGCCACCUGCAGCGGCUCCAUCUCCGACAUCCAACGCCAAGGCAUCAAAUUCGCACUCGGCAUGGCCUUUAUCACACUUGCCUCCUUCACAUGGUUCGUCGGUGGCCUAGGAAUCUUCUCCUGA